This is a messenger RNA of Lytechinus variegatus (green sea urchin), 3029 nucleotides long. It is a transcript of the gene rsad1, whose product is annotated as radical S-adenosyl methionine domain-containing protein 1, mitochondrial-like. Gene Ontology annotation, cellular component: cytoplasm. The transcript is spliced from 3 exons. Gene Ontology annotation, molecular function: 4 iron, 4 sulfur cluster binding; coproporphyrinogen oxidase activity. Gene Ontology annotation, biological process: porphyrin-containing compound biosynthetic process. The coding region runs from base 1256 to 2806 and encodes 516 amino acids. The record is from RefSeq and is a predicted model, not a curated record. Lineage: Eukaryota; Metazoa; Echinodermata; Echinoidea; Temnopleuroida; Toxopneustidae.
UCAUUAUCUGUUUUUAUUUGUAGAAUGAAUAUCCAUCAGCAUAUCCAAGAUUCUCAGACAUCUGCCAGCGUGCCAAGACAUUGUUGUCAACACUUUUCUUGGCUUUCCAUUGAGAAUCUUACCAAUGGCAAAUGAACCAUCUGAUGCCCUGCCUGUCCAAGAUGAGUUUGAUCGGAUCUCACUCUGUCAGAUCGGAGCAAGAUUUGUCAACGAUAGGAACGCUGCCAUCGCUUGGUGCCGACAGUAUGGCCUCCUGGCCAAAGAAAUGUCAUGCCCCAACUGCGACGCACCAUGUCAAGAGCAGAAGAGGAGCAAGAAUAUCGACAAGGUUUGGUGGAGAUGCAUGGAAAAUACUUGCAGGAAGUCAGUGUCAAUCAGGAGAGGGAGCUUCUUCGAAUCAUCGCAUCUGGAGCUGUGGCAGGUGCUCGGCAUGUCCUAUCUCUGGGCAUCGAACGUUGGGACUGGCAGGGGUUUGUCUUAUGAGAACCUGAAGAAGGAGCUUGGAGGGAUCGGUAAUCACACCAUAGUAGACUGGAAGCAGUUUAUGAGAGAUGUGGCUGUAUCUUAUUUUAAGGGUCAUCCAGAGCAGAUCGGUGGCAAUGGUGUAGUCGUUGAAGUCAACGAGCGUUUGACCUUCUACAGGAAGAACAACCUGGGCCAACUCCAAGAAGAAAUACCUGUCAUCGCUGGCUAUGAUUUGGCUAGCAAGAAAGGUUUCCUAGUUCCCUUGGAGAAACAAGAAGCGGAUGCACUUCUGGCCAUCAUUGAAACGUGGGUGGCACCAGGGUCGACCGUUCGGACAAAAAUGUGGGAAGACUUCAAGAAGCUGAACAAGGGGAGCCACUCUUUGAAGUUUGUGAAACGAAAGGAGGGUGUACAACCAAAUCACGUAGAGGCCAUGUGGUCGAGAGCCAAGGCUGCAAUAGGACCAAUACGCCGUGAUAGGCUUGGAGACCACUUAGCUGAGUUCAUGUGGGCUCAGCGGUUUAGAAAGUCAGCAUUCUUCCAUCUCUGGACGCAGAUUGCCAGGGACCUUUACCCUGUGUAAAGAGACAGUGUCUGGACCACCUGGAUAUUCAUCUUUGAUAAUAAGCUAAUGAUUGCAGAUAUUCAUAGUCAACUCACCAACACAAACCCUUAUUCCAGAGAUUUAUACAAACACCAACUAAAGAUAAACUUUAAAUGUUGAACUACAAAGCUACCAUUAUAUUUAUGCAUCUUUGACGAGAAAUGAGCCGACAUUUAGGAUAACAAGAUGUCUUCGCCUGGACAAUUUACCCCAUUUUCAAGGAAUGUUACAAGACUGCUCAAUCAUAUGAAAUGGGGAUCACCGGUACAUUACUCCAUUGUAACAGAUAGACAAUAUGAUAAAUCAAGAGGAAAGGAAUUUCAUUUUCCACCAUGGUUGGAGGAAGCAAGCAUAUAUGUCCACUGGCCCUAUUGCAAGAAGCGCUGCACCUACUGCAAUUUCAACAAAUACGUAACCCCAACCAUCGACCAAGACAGGAUGAGGGCCUGCUUGACAAGGGAAGCCCGGACCUUGAUCAGACUCAGCGGCAUCAAACGGGUCAACUCCAUCUUCUUUGGGGGAGGGACACCUAGCCUGGCAGAACCCAGGGUCUUGGAGGGUGUAAUUGAUGCGGUCAGGGAGAUGGUUGUCAUGCCAACAGAUGUUGAAAUAACCAUGGAAGCCAACCCGACAUCUGUAGAGAUGAAGAGACUUGAGGAUUUCAAAAGUGCUGGCAUAAACAGACUGUCUCUGGGUAUCCAAGCACUCAACAACAAUGACCUCCGAACCCUGGGUCGUGAACACACCGUUGACCAAUCACUGACCUGCAUCCAAGAGGCUCGUACACUCUUCCCUGACCGUCUCAGCAUCGACAUCAUCUUUGGCCGGCCUUCCCAGACCUUGAACUCUUGGAAAGCAGAACUCGAUCACAUCCUACAAGUAUGCGACAGUCACAUAUCUCUGUACCAGUUGACUCUUGAACCAGGCACUUUGUUGUAUAAGUUGGAAAAACAGGGUGUUUUGCCCAUGCCUGAUGCGGAUGUUAUGGCUGAUAUGUAUGAAACUGCUGUGGAAAGACUAGAUCGAGCUGGAUUGUAUAGGUAUGAAGUGUCCAAUUUUGCCAGAGAUGUCAGAGCUGAGAGUACUCACAACAAAGCAUACUGGGAAGGGAAGCAGUAUAUUGGGGUAGGACCUGGUGCCCAUGGGCGAUUCUGUCCAGUUGCCGACCAAACAGAGUCAAAAAGAAUUAUAUCAGAUUCCAAAGCAUAUUUCCAGUCAGUACCUUGCCAUAGUAAAGAUGGUGCAAGAGAAAGAAGUCUGCGUUCAGAUGGUAACUUGGUCAAACUUUCCACAGCAACUCCGCGAAGUAGACAACCUGUAGCAGAAGAGACAGAGCAGAGAGAAUCGCCUUCAGACAGUUUUCCUUCUCUCCUGCAAAGAGAAGCUAGAAUACAGACCUUGGAACCAGAAGCUUGGAUGCUGGAGGUCGAAAAGUACGGCCAUGCCACCCGGAAACGCAGCACACUGUUCAACAUUGACACCUUGCGAGAGCUUCUCCUGACAGGGCUACGCACCUGUCGGGGCAUAUCCAGCCAGACAUGGCAGCAGUUUAGCCCCGAGGAUCACCCAAGAGAUGUCUUUGGGCCAAGUUCCUUUACCAAGGGUGCCAUUAUCUCUGGGUUGGUAGAACUUGAUGAUAGGGGCUUGAGGUGCACCCACCAUGGACUGAAUGUAUUGGAUAGCAUUCUGCCAGAGUUGACUGAAAUCCUUGACUCUCACUAUGAUAAUGUAAGGUGAUGUUAGGUUGCAGGAUUAUCCAUGACUGCUUCCACAACAUUUUCUCCUGUGAAAAAAUGGUCUUAUGGAAAAUCUGCCCGCUGAGGCACUUUGUCAAUGGGUUAGAGCCUUUCCAUUCCUGUCAAAGUUCGGCAGAUUAGAUUAGCAAAAAUUUUUUUUUAAGGAAGGUCUUUGAGCUAUUCAUUUAUAUUCUGUUUCAUUCAAUAAAUCUCUGGAAGCUUUU